This is a messenger RNA of Syngnathus acus (greater pipefish), 7375 nucleotides long. It is a transcript of the gene sema6bb, whose product is annotated as sema domain, transmembrane domain (TM), and cytoplasmic domain, (semaphorin) 6Bb. Gene Ontology annotation, biological process: negative regulation of axon extension involved in axon guidance; neural crest cell migration; axon guidance. The record is from RefSeq and is a predicted model, not a curated record. Lineage: Eukaryota; Metazoa; Chordata; Actinopteri; Syngnathiformes; Syngnathidae. Gene Ontology annotation, molecular function: chemorepellent activity; semaphorin receptor binding. Bases 763 to 3390 code for a protein of 875 amino acids. The transcript has 20 exons.
CUCAAGACCCUCGCCGAGUUCCUCCCACCUCCUUCGAACAAGCCCAGCUGGCCCGGCCCGUCUCCGGGAGGGGAGGGAAGAAAGACUGUUCAUUUGAAUGAGCCGACGAGGGGCGCCCGUGUUCACUCUGCCCAGAGAGAGUCCAACUCAACUGCGGACGAGUCUCGGAGAGCAUCGCGAAGCGGAUUGGAGAACCGAAAAGCGGAGAUACAAUUUAAUUUCAGCGCCGGCGUGGCUGGUUCAGUGCCAGCGGCGCUCACCUUCGGACACUUGAGUCGGGGUGACCCCCCUCCGCGCCCCCUUCGCGUGUGUGGCCAUGUGUCGCCGCGUUACAUAGACUCUUUUGUGGAUUGUGUUUUGGAUCAGGGGACAGGUGGUGGUGAAGUCUGGGACAACACUCACCCCCCCACAACCAUCUCCCCUCCGCCCCCCGUUGGAUGUCAGGCCGGCGUAACGGGCUCCGGACUCGGCAUAGACAGGUGCGACGGGGAGGAGUAGUUUGCACCGAACUCCCUUGACAAUCAAGCGGAUUUUUUUUUUCAACAAGCGGACCACAUCCUCAAACCAACUCUGAACAUUUUCUUCCACUCCAGACUAAUUAAGUGAUUGACGGGUACCUGAAGAUGGAACGUUCAUGACCACCCCGGUGUCUGGACCCACCACGUUUGAGGGGUGAAAACUUUGACCUCAAGCAUCCUGCUGUCUUUUCCGUGGAAGUGGUCUCCCCCCCCCUCCAUUGCCCGGCUCGGCAAUUCUGUUGCCAUGGCGACAGCGGCCCCUCCCUUCCUCUUCCUACUCUGCUGGCUGCUCCGAACAGCCUGCUCCGCAUUCCCUGAGGAACCAGGCCCUAUAAACUUCAUCCCCACCGAAGUGUCAAGACGCUAUCCGGUGUUUCUGGGCCGACCUCACCACACGUGGCAGCGACAAGAGCCUCUUCAUAUCCAGAGGGUCAUCCAAGUCAACCGAACACUCUACAUCGGAGCCAGGGAUGACCUUUUCCGAGUGGAGCUGGACAUCGCCGCCGCGGACGAGAUGUUCUACAGUAAGAAACGAACAUGGGAGUCCAACAAAAACGACAUCAGGAUCUGCAGGAUGAAGGGUAAACGUGAGGAUGAAUGCCGGAAUUUCAUGAAGGUACUCCUCAGUCGCCCUGACGGGUUGUUUGUGUGCGGCACCAACGCUUUCAACCCGCUUUGUGCCAACUACACCGGCGACACUCUGGAAAUGGUCAGUGACCCCGUCAGCGGAAUGGCCAGAUGCCCUUACGAUCCCAAACACGCCAACGUGGCUUUGUUUGCAGAGGGAAAUCUGUUUACGGCCACCGUGACAGACUUCCUGGCCAUCGACGCCGUCAUCUACCGGAGCCUCGGGAACAGUCCCGCUCUUCGCACCAUCAAGCACGACUCCAAGUGGUUCCGAGAGCCUUUCUUCGUCAGCGCUGUGGAGUGGGGCCCUCACAUCUACUUCUUCUUCCGAGAGAUCGCCAUGGAAUUUAAUUACCUGGAAAAGGUUGUGGUGCCCCGUGUGGCCAGAGUGUGCAAGCGCGACCAGGGCGGCUCUCAGCGCGUCCUGGAGAAGCAGUGGACCUCUUUCCUGAAGGCCCGGCUCAAUUGCUCCGUGCCGGGAGAUUCCCACUUCUACUUCAACAUGCUGCACUCCACCAGCCCCAUCAUCAACAUGCACGGCCGCGACAUCAUCCUCGGCGUCUUUUCCACACCGGCCAACAGCAUCCCCGGCUCGGCGGUGUGCGCCUUUGACAUGGAGCAGUUGGCCGCCGUGUUCGACGGCCGCUUCAAAGAGCAGAAGUCAGCCGAGUCCAUUUGGACGCCCGUUCCUGAUGAAGUCAUCCCCACACCAAGACCCGGAUGCUGCGCCGUUCAAGGUUCCAGAUUCAAUUCGUCCAACUCCUUCCCCGACGAGAUGCUUAAUUUUGUCAAGACUCACCCGCUGAUGGACGAGGCCGUCCCGUCGCUUGGACAAAGGCCGUGGAUUGUCAAAACCAUGGUCAGAGGUGCAACACUGGAUGUAGGUUUAAAAACAAGGUACCAGCUGAAUAAAAUUGUGGUGGACUCGGAAGCCGGGCCGCACAUGAACCGCACGGUCCUGUUCCUGGGCUCCAGCCGGGGCACCGUCCUCAAGUUCCUCAUCGUGCCCAACCAGGACAACACGGUCACUAGCAGCAACAUCUUCCUGGAGGAAUUGGAGGGCUUCAACCCCGAAAAAUGCGCCGGUGACUCUCCACAGGCCAGGCAGCUUUUGUCUCUGACUCUGGAUCGAGCCAGUCACACUCUGAUCUUGGCCUUCCCCUCCUGCGUGGUGCGAGUGCCUGUAGCGCGCUGCCAGCGCUUCUCGCGCUGCAUCAAAAACUGCAUCGCCUCCAGGGAUCCGUACUGUGGCUGGACCAGAGGAAGCACCUGCUCCUUCCUUCGCCCUGGAACCAGGCUGCCGUUUGAACAAGACGUCGAGCAGGGAAACGUGGCUCACUUGGGCGACUGCGACGGAUUACUUCAAGAGACGUUCAUCAAGGAGCCGGACGGCCUGGUGUCCGUCAACCUGCUGGUGGUGUCUGCCGUCUCGGCCUUCGCCACGGGCGCGCUCUUCUCCGGCCUGGCCGUCUGCUGGAUCAUGAGUCACCGACACCGGCACGGCCGCGGCGCCAAAGGGGCCCGUCGCAAGAACGACAAGGAGCAGAACAUACUCGGGCCCGCCCGCAGCGGCUCGGUGAUGAGCGUGACCAGGACGGGCGGAGGCGAUCGGCGCAACUCUCAGGUGGACAACCCGUUUGUCACAGCCAACGGAUGGCCCAAGGGGGACUUGGACCCCGGCCUGCUGCCCACACCUGAGCAGACGCCGCUGCAGCAGAAACGGGUCAUGCGACUGCCCGACACCGACUGGGACCAGAGCCAAACUUUCCUCACGGCCGUCGGGCCUCCUUGCCCCAACAACUCGGUCAUCUACCUGAGCUCCAAGUUCCUGCAGGGAGGCGGAGGCGGCGGAGGAAUGGUCCGGAUUGACGAGCCGGGCGAGGUUCUGUUGCCGCCGCACGCCGAGCGCCAGCGCUACCUGAUCCUCUCGGCCCAGCGGGGCGGGAACGGCGCCGGGCGUCCGGCGGGCGCCCUGAGGAGCUCGGCGGGGGACUACAUCUACCCGAGCACGCCGCAGGAGUCUCCGGACCGGCGGCGGGUGGUCUCGGCACCCACGCCUCACGCGGACUACGGGGAGCCUCGCUGGAGCCACGAGGCGCUCAACUACAACGGCAACAACGGCGUGCCGUACCACCCCCAGCGCCUCAUCAGGCCGGAGAUGCACGGGCUCCGAGGUGGACUCGGACAACUGGCCGACUACAGCCACCUUCUUGUAAAGAGCGAGAGAACCCCGAGUGUCCAGUGAGGUCACUGAAAUCUCUCUGAGCGACCCCCCCCCCCCCUACAACUGGAAGAAACCAAUCCGCCCCCCCUCCACCUUUUACUUUCCCUUUUUGUCCUCUCUCGCCGUCAUUCAACGUUCUGACGUCAUUCAGCCGACUGGAGGGAGAGAGACGAGACGCAAAAGGGACACUUGUACUCAAACAUGGCCGCUCCUCUUUGGGCGCACCCCUCUCGCUCUGCUAGUGGUACGACCCGCGGAGCGCAGGACACGGUUAUGGGCUGCUUAAGGAGGCGGAGCCUCAGGGCGAAAUGAUAGCGUGGGGACAAUGAUGGACGAUUUGGACUUAUCGAGGCACGAUUGCGAUGCCACCCCUUCACCACCGUGUAUAUUUUACUUUGUGCUUUUCUUGCCCCGCCCACACACGGAGGUCCGCGUGCGUUUGUAUGUGUGCGUGUAUUUGGGACUGAACCGAUUGGGCGUCAACUUUAUCCCUCCCCGAACACGGUUGAAGCCUGUUAAUCACAUUUGGACAUGAUUUGGGAGGAGUCAUCGUGCCAAAGUGUGGGUGCUCAACUUGCAGUGUUAUUUGGACAGGAAAUUAGCGUCGACUAAUCAACGGAGGCUUAUUUAUUUCAACACACCAUUAAUCGUUUACACCCCGCUGAAUGCUUAACAAUCAAUUCACGGGAUAAUCGUUUUUGAUUAUGCCCAUCCCGGGGAAGAAGUAAACAUUGCGCGUCCUUGUUACGAGCCAGCCGAGUGAACUUGUGGACCCUCGUCAUGGCCGUUUAAAAGCUUAACAUGCGUGAAGGAGAGCAAUAAUCAACAAGAGGAAAACCAGAGGAUGAUUUUUCCAAUCUGUUUUCUCAGUAAAGGGCUUUUUGGGAAAAUGAACAAAGCCCCUUUUCCAUCGCGUCCCCCCCCCUCCCUAUCGGGUCUCAUCUGACCUGACCUCAAGCUUGGCGAACGUGAGCUGCGGCCGUCCGGUGCCGUCUCACUCGGGCGGCUCGGGAGCUCCAUUCAGUUCGCUCGUUGCCAACACUGAGCCUCUUUGUGCGCUAACAAAUAGCCGCUAAGAGUCAGACAGCUCGCCUCACGGAAUAGCAAUGAGGAAGGGCGAACCCAUCCAUCCAUCUUGGGAGAUAAGACAGGGCCCGGCCCAGACCAGCCCAGUCAGUGGUGGCUUAAACAAUAUCACAAGCACUCAUCUACUUUUGCAAUCUAAUAUCGGUUCCAUAGAAUUGCUUCAACGGAUUCCAUUGCCUUUCUCUUGGCUACGUGGCUUCCAGUAUGUGUAAAUGGAUGUUACAUUUUGUCCGCUCAUAUUUCAGUUUGUGUCGCCAUGUCAAUCUCAUCCACCCAGAGACUUCAGAAUCAAUCAUAAGCUAUGAGGGUGCCUUGAGAUAUGAGCAAUUGGCUCACGUUUGUAUCUCAAAACACUUGUUUUAAAUCAUUAAAGCAUUAAAUAUAAUAUAAGUUAGUGCUACGCCCACAUUUCCGAAACCAAUGUGACUCGAUUGUGACGCGAUGUUGUGAAGUUUGCUGCCGCCAUCUAGUGGUGGGGGUUUGAAGCGCGGUUUUGUUAACCAAUCCAAUCUCAAAUUCAUCCUAAAAGGGCUUAAAUAGGCUCUGGUCCUUGGUGACAUCAGCAUUUUUUUCUGUCCUCUGAUUGGUUGGUCAUUUUAAGUAUUAUGGCACCAAGUGAUUGGCGUCAGGCAUGACUCAGCGCUCUGUCAGGACUUUCUGUCCCACUGCCAACCGUCAUCCCUUUUGGCGUCAUCACUCAGCGUGCGCUAAUAACAGAAGCUGCAUUCAGAAGACAGACGGCCACUCCGUUUGGGUCUGGAGGCUCUCACCGCACUCCCCGAUGUUUUGUUUUGCUUUUGUCUCGCUCGCAUCCUUUCUUGCCUCUCUGUAGACGGAGCGCUUCAUCUGAUGUCAAUUUCAAACAUCCCGUCAUGCUUAUAAAUGAACCCAUCAUGGAUGCAGUGAUGAACAAUUAGAAAUGUCCUGAUAAGAAUGUACUGUAAUGGCUUUUUUUUAGUCAACUCUUUUCAUUUCAAAGUUCUUCCUUCUAUUUAAACGCCAAAGACCAUUUUCCUCGAGCAGCGGGGUGUCUCGAGAGUGGCGCAGCAAAUAGCCGCCGGUGCUGUCUGAGAAGGAUGAAAGCAAGAAUGGAAGAAGACGAAGAUGAGGUCAUGCGGGGCGAGCGUGUUUAAGUCGCAGCAUUAGCGCUGGAAGCAGGUCAUUAGCGUCGCGGCGCUCUGUGUCUCGGCGCCGAGUGCGAACGAGGCGUGCUCGGUCAGCCGUGUCCGCUUAAACAUGCCUGAUUAGCUCCAGUACGCGGUGGCGGUGUGACGAGGCCGAGAAAAUCACUGCGGUCACGUCGGCCCUCUCGACAGCGACCUGCGUGAUCAUUCGAGAAGCUCAUCAGGGGCAUAAAACACACACACACAUGGAAAAGGGCCUCUCGCACGCAGACAUUCAAAUUAGAGUAUCAAAACUCACUCAAUAUUUUUUCAUAUUAUCUGUCGACGUGUUGCACCAGCAUUUGUGUCUGUUCCGUGUUAUAAACACCACAGUUAGCAUCGAGCUAAGCAGGAUUUACCAAGGCUGAGCCUAUGUAUGCUUGUUUGAAAUACACAAUGUAAUUCUUGCUUUGAGUUUGACAGUAAAUGUAAGUCGGGUCAUUUGUAUCUCAAGGCACCAGCGUACUUUUAUUUGCGAACUAAGAAAUUCAGGUGAAGCGUCAUCCUUACGAAAGCCGUCGUUCUUCAUGCUGCCACUUUUCAUCCUCACCCGCUUGCCACCUCCUGUAUUGUGUUGAAGCACUUUUGUUCACAUGAAAACCUUUUUUGUCCCCCAAAUCGACAGGACACGGUCAAAGGCUUGUUAUGUGCUAAAUUGCUUUACUUGUUCCGCGUUUGUGCACCCACAUAAAAAAAACACACAUUUAUGUCUUGACCCUGCUUGUUGCUAUCGAUCAGCUUGUGUGUUGUUCAUGUGGGGGGGGGGAAACUUUCAAAAACAGAUGAAAAUCAAGAAGUUGCUCCAAGAAGAACAAUUUGAUUUCUUUUUUCUGUAGUCCACACUUGUGUGAUGAAAAUCGAGUCCAAGUCGAUCCAUCGAUGAUAUUUUUUCAGCAUUGUGUGUGUGUGAAAGAGAAUCAGGGCUUAAGAGAAUGUGUACAUGGGAGCACAAUAAGAAUUGACAAACAAUCUGCUUUUUUAUUAUUUUAUUUUUUAAUGUAAACUUGAUGUUUUUAAUCAGCACUGAUCUUGUUUCCUUUUGGCCUGUUUGUUUUUCUAUGCUUUGUGAAAUAAUGUGUAAUUUAAUUCUGAUUCUUCUGUUGAAAUAUGCUUUGGUGGGACAAUGAAGGUGAAGACUAUCACGUUAGGGUUCAACGGGGGUCACAUAGACCUGAGGUUAAAAAAAACGGGGGAGCUUCCUGCGACCCGCCCCAGCCAGCUGUCAAUUACACGACAAGCAACCAUGUGUACAUAAUCUUGAUUCUUUUUGUGUAACUUAAGUGCAGUAGCUGCAUGUCCACACAGCCUCUGUUUGUGCGCGCGCCCGCGCGUGCGCGUGAAUUUGUACCGUACGUUCAAGUGCGUGCUCGUGUCCGCAAGUCACACGUGCAUGCGCGAUGUCGCGACUGCACAACACACAUUUGCACUACAUUCCAUUUACAUUCUACGUCAAAACAUUACACAACACUACAUUGCAGUAAAAAAAAAGAUUGCACAACACUGCAUUAAAUUACACGAAAACAAAGAAGCCACAUGACGUCACGUGACAAAACAUGACAUUGAAUUCUAUACAAUACGCUGCACUGCUCUACAUGACAUUUUCUAAAAUGGCAUCGUAACAUGACAUGACACGACAGCAACAAACAACAGGACAUACCUUUGUGCACUUCUCCGCACAUUGUCCCAUGCUCUCCCCUUGUCACUCCGCCUGGAGACUUGUCACUUUUCUUAUUCUAAAUAAACCACUCGGACAUGAA